GAGGAUCCAGAAGCGCACUAUAUAAACAAAAUUGAACGGGCAAAAUCUCUUAGUGCAGAACUAAACACACCGAGUGCUUCACCUAUCCGACCCUCACAUACGAGCUCACACACAUUCCACCUCACUUCGUCACUUCCAUCAUGUUUGUGACACUACACUUCCCACUCUUCUUCUGUCUCUUCAUCUUCCUCCUAAGCAUUCAAUCAGCUGUCCUCGUAACACCGGCUACACCGCACAAGAGGACACUACACUUCCUUGCUAAUGAAGGAUUCCCACCUGUUACACCGACUUCCUAUAAAACUCACCGGGCUCUACCGGCGUUGAUUGAGAAACCCCUUCCAGUUGCCAUCUACACGAAUAACUUCAAUGAUCACUACAACCAAUUUGGGCAUCUUCAGCAGAACAUCAACGGCUACCUUCCACCGGCACCACCUACAGCUCCAGGGAGCCUCUACUUCCCACCACCUCUUAUAACACCAUCAUCGAACAGUAUAGAGGAUGAGGAGUACUACCACCAUGAUGGACGAUUGUUGAAGCAAUAUCUCGUCCGAGAGGAAAUCCUCGACUACCCUGCACCCAUAGAAGCAAACACUCUUGGCCUUAACCCCCUAGCACAACUCCCUGCAAGAUAUGCCAAUCAGAUACCCUAUUUGGUCAACGGAGAUCUCAUUGUUGAUCACCCCUUCAAACCAUCUCAUUUGCACAAGAAUCACGGUCCAAUUGCUCUGGGCUCCGGCUCAUUAGGCUACAUCAGGCUUGCAAAUGGUGUCUUCUUCCUUGGCAGCGGUUCUCUGGGCUACAUAAGUCAGAAGCAGUACUUUGACUCCCUAGUUCCGCCACAAGCUAAACGUUUCCAAGUGCCAGGACCCCUAACAUUCGGUCACAAUGACCGAUGAUGCAGGAAGCACCUUUAAAAGGAAAACAUUCACAUUUACUUUUUUUUUACUUUGUAAGAAAACUCAUAAUCAUCAUUAAGAAGCUUAAAUUAUAAAACUAGUCGAUAGUUCAUCAGACAUUUUUUGAGUGUUUUGUGAAAGAAAUUUGUAAAGAAACAAUAAAAAGAAAUCCUUGAGGCGAUUGACUUUCGCAGUCUUGCAAAA
This is a messenger RNA of Lutzomyia longipalpis, 1100 nucleotides long. RefSeq lists its product as uncharacterized. The record is from RefSeq and is a predicted model, not a curated record. NCBI's taxonomy places the organism in Eukaryota, Metazoa, Arthropoda, Insecta, Diptera, Psychodidae. Bases 141 to 896 code for a protein of 251 amino acids. The transcript has 3 exons.